This is a messenger RNA of Sclerotinia trifoliorum, 1321 nucleotides long. Lineage: Eukaryota; Fungi; Ascomycota; Leotiomycetes; Helotiales; Sclerotiniaceae. The record is from the annotation of a GenBank genome assembly.
GAGGCUUCGGCAUCUUCCCCCACAAAUUAUGGAGACCUUCUUCAUUGACAACGCAUCUCAUCUUCCUCCGCAGCUGUACUCGAGUAAGCACAAUGUAAAUGAACUUUAUACUCCGAGUGUACAAAAAUAUCAUUGCACAAUUUUCUUUUUCUCUCUCUUGCUUUUGAUCUUAUCUACAUCCUGUUUUCUGCACAUCAUCAACCAUACCCCGCCAUCUCAAUUUCCACAAUAUGUCCACCGGCACGCCCCUCAAAAACACUCUCCUAUCGUUCCCAACAGCUUCUACUCUCCUCAUAACUAUCAACAGGCCGUCAUCCCUCAACUGCCUCGAUACAUUCACGCACAACGAACUCGAUCGCGUCUUUCGAUGGUUUGACGCCGAGCCGGGUCUUCGAUGUGCCAUCUUAACAGGCGUCGGACGGAGUUUUUGUGCAGGCGCAGAUCUAAAAGAAUGGGACUCGAAUAAUUCGUUAUCAACUUCCGCCUCAAGCCAAGCCCGCUCAUUACCCACAUCCGGUUUUGGAGGAUUGAGUCGGAGAGGCGGAAAGAAACCUAUAAUAUGUGCUGUGAAUGGAAUCUGUUUUGGAGGUGGUUGUGAGAUGAUUAUAAAUGCGGAUAUGGUGAUUGCAGAAGCUCAUGCGGUGUUUGCUUUACCGGAAGUGAAGAUUGGGGUCGUGGCUCUGGCUGGAGCUUUGACUAGGUUAGUGAGGACGGUAGGAAAACAAAGGGCAAUGGAGAUGGCAUUGACGGGAAGGACGCUUGGAGCAGAAGAAGCCAUGGAGUGGGGAUUGGUCAACAGGGUGGUCGGAACGGGGAAGAGCGUUGAGGAAGCUAUCAAAAUGGCGGAGCUGAUAGCAGCAAAUAGUCCGGAUAGUGUUAUUGUGAGUAGAGAAGGUAUCAAGAUGGGUUGGGAAGGAGUUGGUGCCGAAGAAGGAACGAGAUUGAUAGAACAAAAUUGGUAUAGUAGGAUGGAUAAGGGUCCGAACAUGAAGGAAGGAGUGCGGAGUUUUGUUGAGAAGAGGAAACCGAAUUGGGUACCUAGUAAAUUGUGAGUUUUGUAUUUUUGUAUUUAGCUAGUUUAUAUCCCCUCUUGUUAAGCAGUCAUAAAUUGUAUUCCAUGAAACACCAUAUAUCCUGAGUCCUCGAAAAGGAAUCUCCUCGAUCUUUCCUUUCAUAAUAAACUAGACCUCAAUGCCCCGUAACCAACCUCAGUACAUUCCACCUCUCCAUGGCCUAUCUAAUCUAUUCUCCUCCUUUCGAUCCAAACAAUCCAGAUAACUAAUCCAUCCGUCCCUUCUCAUACCACUCUCAAACCACAACC